Molecule: messenger RNA, 1353 nt
Organism: Electrophorus electricus (electric eel)
Lineage: Eukaryota; Metazoa; Chordata; Actinopteri; Gymnotiformes; Gymnotidae
Source: RefSeq, a predicted model, not a curated record
AAUAAAACUCGCGGUGCCGCCGCGAGAAUAAGACAUGGGGGCAGAUGAUCUUGCGACUUCUAACAGCGUUCUCAACGAGGAUAUCUAAGAAAACCACUUUGGUGUGUUGUGUUGUUUUUGAACAGAAACGCAAGGACAGACUACGACCAAGUCGACUAAGUCAAGUUUAGCGUAAGAGGAAAAGACGGACAGUAGAGGUCUGAAAGCACGCACGAGAGAGAGAGAGAGAGAGAGAGAGAGAGAGAGAGAGAGAGAGAGCGAGAGAGCGCGAUCGUAUCUCAUCCUUGUAAUCGCAACCUCAAUCCGGACUGCAUCCAGUUCCUCCGCUGCUAAUUAUGUCGAGCAGCAAAGCGACUCUAGCCUUCCUCAUCUACGGGCUCCUUGUGCACUGCAGCGUGUGUUCUCCAAUAACCUACCCAAACGUCAGGUUGGAGAAUGCGGGCUACGACGAAGAAGGUAAUUCGUUACCAGAUUUGGCCUUUGACAGUGACCAGGUUGCUCUUCGAGGCUCUCCGUCAGUCGUGGAUGAUGUCUUCACGUUAUAUUAUCCACCAGAGAAAAGAACGGAAAGGCAUGCAGAUGGGAUGUUUAACAAAGCCUACAGGAAAGCGCUGGGUCAGUUAUCAGCUCGGAAAUACCUGCAUUCUCUGAUGGCUAAACGCGUAGGAGGAGGAAGCACAAUGGAGGACGACACAGAGCCGUUAUCCAAGCGCCACUCGGACGGGGUCUUCACGGACAGCUACAGUCGUUAUCGGAAGCAAAUGGCCGUGAAGAAGUAUCUGGCCGCGGUCCUUGGCAAAAGCCCUGAAGACAUAGAUUUGGCACAAUUUCUACAAGACAUAGACAUUGGGGAGCUCCCGGAUGGGGAUGAGUUUGAGGCAUAUUUGUGGAACUGGCUGAGGCAGUUCCCUCCCGAUCUCCUGGCUUUGUGACACAGGAGGGCAGCCUGCAGCUCGGGUGCCUUUGCUUCGACUUUAAAAAUGGCCACCAAUCUCAGAUGGCACGUUAGUGGCCCUCCAAUGCUGCACAUCACCUGCUCACACUCCCCCCACUCCCUCCAUUUCACUGGAUCACAUUACAUUUAUUCAAAUGUCACCUGGUCCCACCCUAAUUUUUUCCACUUCCUCUGCCAUUUCCUGUUGUGUUUAAGCUUCAUCACAACAUCAUGUGUGAUUGGUAGCUGAGUAGAAAUCAUUGAACACUCACACUCCUGAAACUCAUGCUGUGUGUUUAAAGUUUAACAUCGCCUGAAGCCUUACUUUAAAUGAAUCUUAAAUAAGCAAAUCUAUUUCUUGUGUAGAUGAAUAGGUUAUAAUAACACACGGGAACCGCAAAAGAGUUCACCAACAAAAA